Oncorhynchus kisutch (coho salmon) is the source of this 6575-nucleotide messenger RNA. RefSeq names its product WD repeat domain 90 (gene wdr90). The record is from RefSeq and is a predicted model, not a curated record. Gene Ontology annotation, molecular function: protein binding. The transcript has 42 exons. The coding region runs from base 382 to 5973 and encodes 1863 amino acids. NCBI's taxonomy places the organism in Eukaryota, Metazoa, Chordata, Actinopteri, Salmoniformes, Salmonidae. Gene Ontology annotation, cellular component: centriole.
CAGAGGCACCGUGGGACGCAAAGACGUGACUACGUAUUACCGUUGGAAACGGCGGCGAUUGUAGCGGGAGAGUACAGAUUGUCAUGCCAAAAUCUGUUGUUUACAUGGCGAAGAACAUAAAAAACCUUGCUUCCACAAUUUUAAAGGAAAAUAUGGAGUGACACAAGAUAUGUACUUCUUUCGUAAAGCACGUUAAAUGUUGAUGGUACCUUUGUUACCAAAGGUCGAGUUGAUAGCACAGCAAAGCCACAGUGGCUAUCCGGUACAACAUUAUAGUACAUAUUUUGCCAGAUAUCAACAGGUGAAUUCACUUACUAGCUAACGUUAAGUUAGCUAACGUUAGCUAAGUAACUUGAAAGGACUCCCUGACAUAUUGCUACAAUGACGUCGAGAGUGUGGCAACACCCCUAUGUCAACAUCUUCAAACACAUGAGAGUUGAGGAAUGGAAGAAGACCUCAAGAGAGGGAGAUGUGACAACCUAUAUGGACAAAACACUGAUGUGUUCAGUGUUUCGGAUCCGGGGGUCCAUUCCAGCCAGCAAUUACAUCCUUCUGCCCAAGACCAGCACUCAGUCCCUGGGGCUGACAGGACGCUACCUCUACCUGCUCUUCAGACCCAGUCCUGCCAAACACUUUGUAGUGCAUAUGGACAUCGCUGCUGAGGAGGGUCAGGUGAUCCGUGUCUCCUUCUCCAACCUGUUUAAGGAGUUCAAGUCCACGGCCACCUGGCUGCAGUUCCCCUUCCUGUGUGGAGCGGCCAAGGGCUCGGUGUACGAGAGCACUGCAAAAACAGCCAGACACGGACUGUUGGGUCCCGCCCCCUCUACGGUGCGUUGGACCUGUCUGAUGAUGGACCUGCAGUACAUUCUCUCUGUCUACCUCAACCGCCGCCACAGCCACCUGAAGACAGUCAAACUGUGUGCCAACAUGUCUGUGAAAAACAUGUUCACCAGUGACCUGGUGCUAGACCCUGGAGUGUCCUUCAAUGAGGCAAAGCAGGCCGGGUUGGCGUCAUCUCUGGGCACAGGCCCCAUGCCUAGGGAGAUGUCCUUCCCUGUGCCCAAGGGAGGCAGCUGGCAUGACCUCUAUGACUACAUCAGGUUUCCAUCAGACGGAGCCAAGAUGCCCUUUGACUCCAUUCAGAAAGGCUAUCCCAGCGCUGUAUCUACAUGUUCCCCAGCAGAGAGGAGUCCCAUGAGAGAGAUGUCUCGCAGUGUGAACAUCAGCAAACCAGUGCAAGACAGAGUGUCACUCAUCCAGCAGAUCACCACCCCCAAACUACACCCAAGGCAUCGCACCACUCUGGAGACGUCCAGUAUUGCUGAGCUGGGAGUGGUCACAUCUGGCCUGAACGGCCAAGACACAUCACAGGACGACUGGCAUUGCCCUGGCGUCAACCUGGGAAAAGGUCAGGGGUCGAGGACCUCCAGGUCGCACCGCUCGGCUGUCAGGAUACCGUGCACGGACGAUGGGGGCGUGCACGUUUACGCCCACACCGAGGAUGACAUCAACACCCACAGAGACGACAGUGACGUAGAGGAGAUUGUUUGUACAGCAGUCUCAAGACCUGUCACUCUUCCCAUAGCCAAGGAAUCCCAACAGCGGAAGCUGCAUCCUGACCCCAUCCUCAGGCUCAACAGAAUCAUUGGUUUUGGGGGAGCCACUAUGAAAUGUGCUCUAUGGACUAAGUCUGGGGAUACGGUGGUGUAUCCCUGUCACGCCAUCAUCGUCUCCAUGAAGGUCUCCUCCGGACAGCAGAGGUUCUUCAUCGGCCACACUGAUAAGGUGUCUGCUCUCACGUUCAAUGGGAACAGCACAGUGCUGGCCUCGGCCCAGACCGGCAUUCAGAGUGUGGUGCGGGUUUGGAACUACCUCAAGGCCAACUGCUUGGCCAUGUUCAAGACCCACGCUCACUCACUGUCCUCGUUGAGCUUCUCCUACAGCGGUGGGGUUCUAUGUGGAGUGGGGAAAGACGGCCACAGUAAAACAAUGGUGGUUGUGUGGAACACCCUGCGUGUCACUAAAGGAGGAGAGGUGACUGUCCUGGCCAAAGCACACACCGACGUGGACAUACAGACCAUGAAGAUUGCCUUCUUUGAUGACACACGGAUGGUGUCCUGUGGUCGGGAUAACGUUCGGUUGUGGCGUGUGCGGAGCGGGGCCCUGCGGUCUUGUCCGGUCAACCUGGGGGAGUACCACGCCCUGGACUUCACCGACGUGGCCUUUGAGGAGGGUCACUCUGCUGACCACGAGCCUGAGGACCGCACACUAUUUGCCAGUAGCCGCAGUGGCCACAUCCUGGAGAUAGACUACGGGAGCGUGGCGAUCAAGAACGUCAGGAGACUGCUGCCUGCCCAGCAGCCCCACGCUCAGCGCCGUGAGAAACAGACCUUCGGCAUGGGUCUGGGCAUCGCUGUCAACAGCAUCAGCGUUUCAUCAGCGUUCUGCGCCACAGGCUCUGAGGACGGCUUCCUGCGGCUCUGGCCCCUAGACUUCUCCACCGUGUUCCUGGAGGCUGAACACGAGGGUCCUGUGAGCCUUGUGUCCGUGUCCGACGACGGCCUCAGCGUCAUGGCGGCCACCACCAGCGGUAACCUGGGCUACCUGGACGUGAGCAGCCGAGGCUACAGCACCCUGAUGAGGUCACACACGGACGGCGUGCUGGGCUUCAGCUUGGACGGUAUCCGUCGGCGCAUCACCACCGCCUCCUGCGACCGCACCGUGCGCGUCUGGGACAUGGACUCCAUGCAGCAGCUGUAUGACUUUGUUUCUGAAGACACGCCCUGCUCCGUGGCCUUCCACCCCAGCCUGCAAGUCUUCUCCUGUGGAUCCAGUUCCGGCCUUGUCAGGGUCUUUGACAUCGCCAGCGCCAAACUACUGGCAGAGCACAGGCAGCACAGAGGGGAGGUGGUGGGCCUGGCCUUUUCUCCAGAUGGCGAGUUCAUGUACAGCGCUGGCUCCCUGGGCUCUCUGGCGCUCUACAACUCCUCUCAGGAAGACCACCAUGUACUCCGAGUACUGGGUAAUGUGGUUGCUCGAGGCACUGAACGUGCUCCUGACGCCCUCACUGUAAGCAGCGACAAUCGCUGUCUGGCUUUCGUCGGGCCGUCUGAGUACACCGUCACCAUCAUGGCCGCCCGCUCCCUGGAUGAGCUGCUGCGUGUGGAUGUGAGUAUCCUGGAUGUGGAGAGUACCACUCUAGACUCGGCCUUGAAGGUGUGCUUCUCCCCGGCCUCCACCGGACACCUACUGGUCACCACCUCCGCCAACAAGAUCCUGUGGAUUAGCGCGAACACCGGACGACUGCUCAGAGAGGUGUCUAAGGUACACAAGCACCAGUGUUCCUCUCUAGCUGUGAGUGAGGAUGGACGUUUCUUACUGACAGCAGGACACAAUGCUGUGAAGGUGUGGGAUUACAGCAUGCAGCUGGAUGUCAACUCGCAGAUGUUCAUAGGCCACAGCCAGCCUAUUCGCCAGGUGAACUUUGCCCCAGACCAGAUGGCUGUGGUCUCAGUAGGAGACGCCAUCUUCUUCUGGGACUUUCUGGCCCACCCUCAGGAGACUGGAACUGACAGACGUUCACCACCAAAGGCAGCCUCUGUUUCCCCUCCUAAACCAUCCCUUAAAGGUCAUUCAGAGUCAGAGGUCAACGGUAGGCUGCUAUCCAAUGGAAUGCCUCGACGGACAGCGCCCCUUCCCACCUCACCUCCGCCCUGUUUGGACAUCAGCUCCAUAGACCGGAUUGGACAAGCUCUGAGCCACCUGUCUCUGUGUGAGGAGGACAUUGACGAGGUUCUUCCCCGCACUGCCCCCCUGGCAGGCCCCUCCCCUCGCCCUCCGUCUGGCUCCUUUCUCAAAGUCACUGAGAUGGCAGCAGGUGGAGACUCAUCAACCCUGAAGUCUAGUCUGAAGAGAGCAGCGGACAAUGAUUCUUUGAAGGUGGAGAAGCCAGUGCGUCCCGACUGCUACAAGCACUUCACCCCACGUUUCAAAACCUCCACCCUCGACCAGAGUACUGCAACUCCUGAACUGGGCGAAGAGGGCCUGCGUCUGAAGGCUGUAAUUGGUUACAAUGGCAAUGGGCGGGCCAACAUGGUGUGGAAUCCAGAAACAGGUCUGUUUGCGUACUCCUGUGGUUGUGUGGUGGUGGUGGAGAACCUACACACUGGCUCCCAGAGACACUGGCUGGGCCACACUGAGGAGAUCUCCUGUCUGGCUGUUACCAAUGACGCGCAGACUGUGGCCUCGGCGGCAGGGGGCAGCGGUGGCUCCAGGAGCCUCAUCUGCAUCUGGAACGUUCAGGAUGGAACCUGCAGUAAUACCAUCUCCUACCACCAGGGGGCGGUGCAGGCCCUGUCCUUCUCCAGGGAUGAUUUCUUCUUCCUCACUGUGGGGGACUUCACCGACCCGGAGGUGGCGUUGUGGAGCACCAGGACCUACCAGCUGCUGUCCAGGGUCAGUGUGUCCGGCCCGCUCCACGACGUGGCCUUCAGCCCCUCUGCAGCCAGCCAGCUGGCCUGUGUGGGCAGCCAUGGACUCUACUUCUGCAACACCCACACACAGGGCCUGGACGUGGAGCUCAAGGUGCAGAGAGUGUGUGUGCCAGAGGAGGUGGGUGACGUGGAGCUGACGGCUCUGUGCUACAAUGCCAACUCCAUCCUCUUCACGGGCACCAACAGUGGACAUGUGUGUGCCUGGGACUGCAACACCCAGCGUUGCUUCAUGACCUGGGAGGCUGACCAGGGGGAGAUCGGAGUGCUGCUGUGUCGGGGGAACCGUCUGUUGACGGGCAGUAACACUCGUAGGCUGAGGCUGUGGGGUGUGGCAGCUGUACAGGGCAUGAGGCCUGGAGGAGAGGACUCUAACACAGAGGACAGAGGUGCUCUGGUGCUAUUGGAGCAGGAGAUGAUGCUGGACGGGACGGUGGUGAGCGCGGCCUUUGACGACGUCAUGGACAUGGGCAUCGUGGGCACCAUGGCGGGUACCCUGUGGUACAUCAACUGGGUGGACAACACCAGCAUCCGCCUCAUCAGUGGGCACAAGAGCAGGGUAAAUGACGUGGUUUUCAGCCCAGACGAGAGCCACUUUGCCACGUGUGGGGAGGAUGGCAGUGUGAGGGUGUGGACGGCCCCCAACAACGAACUGGUGGUGCAGUUUCAGGUGCUCAACCAGAGCUGUGGUAGUGCGUGCUGGAGUCCCUCUAAAGGGGGUGCCUGUGUGGUGGGGGGGUACAGCGACGGGACCCUAAGGAUCUUUCGCCUGGCCUCCUCAGAGAUGGAACUCAAGCUGCACCCGCACCCUGUGGCCGUCACCGCCAUCCAGUACUCUGCUAACGGUCAGGUGAUCCUCUCUGCUGGGAGGGACGGCCUGAUGGCUGUCAGCAGCCCAGUAACCGGGCUUACCGUCAGACUCAUCAGCGACCACAAGGGGGCACCCAUCACUACCAUCCAGUGUGUGAAGAAACAGUACAAAGAAUUUGGGCUUGAAGGAAACGAGAUGUGGUUGGCUGCCAGUGCAGACAGACGGGUCAGCGUUUGGGCAGCUGAUUGGAUGAAGGACAAGUGUGAGCUCCUGGACUGGCUCACAUUUCCAGCCCCUGCCAAUCCUGAGGAGUCAGACAGCCUUCCUCCCAGCUUGGCUGCUUUCAGCCCCAUAGACCCUGGCCUGGUGGUGUACACAGGCUAUGGAGUGGAGAGAGAGCUGUCCUUCUACAGCCUGGCCAAGAAACGGGUCAUAAAGAAGAUUGCCCUGUCCCAUUGGGCCAUGUGCUUCAGCCUCUCCUCCAAGGGUCGCCUCAUAGCGGUGGGCUCAAAAGAGCGAGUGCUGAAGCUCAUCAAAUCAUCCAGCGGUAGGUUCCAGGACUUCCUCCACCACAGUGACUCUUUGCAGACCUGUCGAUUCUCCCCCUCAGGGAAACUCCUCUUUACUGUUGCCUACAAUGAGAUCCUGCUGUGGGAGGUGCGGGGCCUUUAGAACAAGGUAGACCACUAUACAUUAGUAGACUGUGAACUAUAUUAUUAAAGGACAAUCAGAGGGUGAUCUACUGUAUAGACCCAAGAUUUCACCAUUGGUCCUAGUUAGUAUGGAUUUGUAGAUUGACAUGAGGUGUUGGGUGGUGGUAAUGUAGGUUAAUUGAAACACUUGCUCUCCUGUCUGCAUCAACCCUCGGUUGGGUGUAGAUUAAAAAUCCUCAAUAUUCACGCACGCAAGUGCCUCAAUUUAACUGACAAAGCUAACUGAAUAAUUGAUCAAUUGUUUACUUUAGUCAUUUUAAUUCUGAGGUUUUUAUCAGUCCUGUAAAUUACUUUUUAUAUUUGAAGAAAAUAUUUCAUUUUUAUUUAUAUGAGAGCCUCCUUUGUUCAGUGGUUUUACACUUCAUGGGAGUGAUUUUUGUUUUGCAUGUUAUGUUCUUAAAAUUAUAAUGCGCUAUGUCCAUCAGCCAAUACGGUCAUUCAGUCUAAAUUAUGCACUAAAAUGUUUUGUCCAUCAAUGUUAUACACUUUGUUUUUUUUUCAACAAAGAAAUUUCAAUAAAGGUUGUCACCUCAAAUGAAACCCUAAAUUGUGUCAUUAAUG